ACACAUUGAUCUGAUGAUACUUCCAGCCAAUUACGUGCACAUGUAUGGCAUCGAAGUUCAACAACCACUUAAAAUGACGUAGCAUGCAAGUAUUCAUUGCACGAGAUACAUGAGUAUUUUUUAAAGGACAAAUCAUGUACUUCGCUCAAUAAGUUUUUAUCACGUUGAAUAAUUUUUCAAGGUCCGGCCAGUGGGAAUCGGUGCACCUGAACAAGGCGCAUGCAGAUGAUUAUUUUAACGGUGCAUUCAGUCAAAGAAGAAAUCGGGUGUCCAACGUCCAAGGGUUCGUACGCAAGCUCAUCAGCUGACUCCCAAGCCAAGUAUGUACACUACAGCCGUAUAAUAUAUAUCCUUUGGCCGUUUCGACCCUCAUUUCAUACCAACUUCUCUGCUCGUGUCUGAUCGAGCUGGCUUGCAAUGGCCCUCUCUCUGCAUCAUUUAUCCCUUUCCUCUAGAAUCUUGCAAUUUGGGCACUGCGUGCCUACUGAUGUUAAGAAUGUCCCUGCAGGAGCAGGUGUGCAUUUUGGCCAAACAUCUCAAAUCAAGAAGGGCUUGGUGAAAAGAGGAAAUCAGAAAAGGUGCGUCUUGAAUUUGAUAGGAAAACCAAGUGAUCCUUGCUUGUCACAGGCAAUUAAUGAGCUUCAUGAAAAUCACGAUGACGUUACUGAGAAGUUGCCGGAGAAGCAAUCGGUAGCGGAUGCGUGGAGAUAUAUACACGGAGAAGAUGAUUGGGCAGGACAGCUUGACCCAAUGGAUCCACUGCUCCGAACUGAGCUCAUCCGGUACGGCGAGAUGGCUCAAGCUUGUUACGAUGCUUUCGACUUUGAUCCCUUUUCCAAGUACUGUGGAACUUGCAGGUUUGAACGUCAUAAAUUCUUCCGGAGUUUGGGGAUGACGGAGCAUGGGUACGAGGUAACUCGGUAUAUCUAUGCUACGUCUAACAUUAAUCUCCCAAAUUUCUUCAAGAAAUCGAGGUGGCCUAAGGUUUGGAGCAAAAACGCUAAUUGGAUAGGAUACAUAGCCGUGUCAAACGCCGAAACAACAAAACGAUUAGGCCGUCGCGACAUAACUGUUGCCUGGAGGGGGACGGUGACGCGCCUAGAAUGGAUAGCAGAUAUGAUGGACUUCCUAAAACCAAUCUCUGCAGAUAAGAUUCCCUGCCCUGAUCCAGGGGUUAAAGUGGAAUCAGGCUUUGUGGAUCUCUAUACUGACAAGGACGAAAGCUGUCGAUUUUGCAGGUAUUCAGCUAGAGAACAAAUUCUGGGCGAGCUAAAGAGGCUGGUGAAUAUGCACCGCAACGAGGAAAUAAGCAUGACAAUUACAGGCCACAGCUUGGGCAGCGCACUGGCGGUGUUGAGUGCAUAUGAUAUUGCUGAGACGGGCGUACAUGUAAGGGAGGAUAGCAGCGCAAUCCCUGUAUGCGUGUUUUCGUUCUCAGGGCCCAGAGUUGGGAAUGUGAGGUUCAAGGAGAGACUUGAACUGCUGGGGGUGAAGGUGCUGAGGGUGGUAAAUGUUCAUGAUCUGGUGCCUAAAUCGCCUGGAAUUUUUUUCAACGAAAAGGUGCCGGCAAUGGUGAUGAAAUUGGCCCAAGGCCUGCCUUGGAGUUACUCCCACGUGGGGGUGGAGCUGGCCUUGGAUCAUAAGAACUCGCCAUUCCUGAAACCAAAUGCUGACCCUGGCUGUGCUCACAACCUCGAAGCUCACCUGCAUCUACUCGACGGAUACCAUGGAAAAGGGCAUAGAUUUGUGCUGGCAACCGGAAGAGAUCCUGCACUGGUGAACAAAGACUGCGACUUCUUGAAGGAUCAUCACCGCAUUCCGCCGCACUGGAGGCAGAAUGAGAAUAAAGGGAUGGUGAAGAACAAAGACGGGAGAUGGGUGCAGCCUGAUCGCCCCAAACUCUAUGAUCACUCCGAUUCUGAACACGAUAACAGCAAACAACAUCAUCGCCUAAUUUCUGCUUCCUGAUUCCUUCUUUUUCUUUUGUCAGAUGUUACUGCGCCCACACGGUUGGCUGUAUAGCACCAAAGGGAGUUCAAUUAUUUUAUUUUUGAGGAAAUUAAAAUAUGUUAUCCUCGUCGUCACAACAAGAUUAACUUUGAAAUCCCACAUGGGGUUUCUCUAAACAGUCAGAUUUGUUUGGACAAAGAAAGUUUGCAAGAUUUAUUUCAGAUUUUGUUUUGCUUACAUCACA
Molecule: messenger RNA, 2194 nt
Organism: Coffea arabica (coffee)
Lineage: Eukaryota; Viridiplantae; Streptophyta; Magnoliopsida; Gentianales; Rubiaceae
Product: phospholipase A1-Igamma2, chloroplastic
Biological process (GO): lipid metabolic process
Molecular function (GO): glycerophospholipase activity
Source: RefSeq, a predicted model, not a curated record